AUGACUGAGACUCUAUCAAAACUUUCUCUUAAAGGGUCCUUCAAAGUAGUGACAGACUACUUCGAGUUCGCAAUAUACAACAUUCUCUUUCAGCGAGGCAUCUAUCCAGCUGAUGACUUCACAACUGUCAAAAAAUAUGACCUCCCGAUGCUAGUAAGUGCAGAUGACGAAGUGAGGAGUUAUGUUGACAAGAUCAUGAGUCAGGUAAAGAAAUGGAUCUACGGAGGAAAACUAACAAAGCUAGUGGUGGUGAUCAUUAACAAACAUACAACAGAGAAUGUUGAGAGGUGGGAGUUUGCUUUGAAUGUCACAGAUCUGGGAGAAACAAAUGAAGAUACCAAAAGUCGGAUCGCAAUUCAGAGGGAAAUACAAGCGAUCAUACGCCAGGUGACAGCUUCUGUUGCAUACUUACCGUUUUUGAAAGACGAUGAAUAUACUUUCAAUGUUCUCGUCUAUACUGAUCCCAAUUACGAUGUAAACAAGAUCCCGUUGGAAUGGGCAGAUACAAAAGGUGACGGGAAAAUGAUUCAAGGCGAGAGUGACUCAGUCAAAUUUUCUUCCUUCCAGACAGACUUACAUACUGUUGGUACAAGCGUGAGUUACAAACUCGGUUGA
Molecule: messenger RNA, 615 nt
Organism: Australozyma saopauloensis
Lineage: Eukaryota; Fungi; Ascomycota; Pichiomycetes; Serinales; Metschnikowiaceae
Gene: MAD2
Product: spindle checkpoint protein
Exons: 1
Coding region: 1-615 (204 amino acids)
Biological process (GO): mitotic spindle assembly checkpoint signaling
Cellular component (GO): nucleoplasm; cytoplasm; kinetochore
Source: RefSeq, a predicted model, not a curated record